Molecule: messenger RNA, 306 nt
Organism: Brassica oleracea var. oleracea
Lineage: Eukaryota; Viridiplantae; Streptophyta; Magnoliopsida; Brassicales; Brassicaceae
Exons: 2
Coding region: 1-306 (101 amino acids)
Source: RefSeq, a predicted model, not a curated record
AUGCCCACCCCUACAGUUCAUUACUUCCUUGGCCUUCAGGUUCAUGCUCACGAAGAUGGUUUGUUCCUAAGUCAAGAGAAGUACACAACCGACCUGUUGAUCAACGCUGGGAUGGACGAGUGUGCUCCUGUUCUUACACCAUUGCCACUGCAAUUGGAUAGAAAAGAAGCAUGCUCUGACGGUUGUGAAACAAACCUAAAACGUGUACUGCGGUAUCUAAAAGGGACACAUACGUUUGGGAUCAAUCUCAGUGCCAACACGGAUAUCACUCUCCAAGCCUUCAGUGAUAGCGAUUGGGCUGGGUGA